Messenger RNA from Staurois parvus, 408 nucleotides. NCBI's taxonomy places the organism in Eukaryota, Metazoa, Chordata, Amphibia, Anura, Ranidae. The record is from the annotation of a GenBank genome assembly.
AUGGAGCAUAGCCUGCUACAGACAGCCAAUGCAGAGCUAGAGAAACGUCAUCUAGGUGUGGCUGAGGAUCUGUAUGGGAGAUUCAUAGAUGACUGCACACAAAACCGAAAAUGCAGCUCUGAAGAUCUAGCAACCGCAUACAAUAACAGAGGGCAGAUUAAGUAUUUCCGGGUUGACUUCUAUGAAGCAAUGGAUGACUACACAGAGGCAUUACGUGUGAGCCCUAAUUUUGAGGUUUCUUACUACAACAGAGGCUUGAUCCUGUAUCGAUUAGGAUUUUUUGAUGAUGCCAUAAAGGACUUUCAGAAAGUAUUGCAGCUAAACCCUCAGUUUGAAGAUGCAAAGAUCAGCCUACAGCAAAGUAUUCUGGACAAGGAAGAGAAAAGGAAGAGGCUUUCUGGAAUCUAA